GGGCAGUCAACUGUCACCGCAACAGACCGGCGUCCUGCUCCAUGCUCCUCUCCUCUCCUCUUCCGCGCGCACCGCAGAUCAUUAAUUCUUCUCAUAAUUAAAAGGUAGACAUGUGGGGAAAGCUGUAGAAGCAUUUGAUUGAUUUUAUAAUGGGUUUUAUAUCCGUGGAUCUGAAAAAAAGUUUUUAUUGGCGCUGCGUUAAAUAGGAGCGCAAAAAGCUGGGAGUCAUUCUCGGUGGAAGGACUUCUCUGAGAAAGACGUCUGUGAUUCUCCUCAGCAUCUUAUUGUUUCAAUCGGGCUGCAGUCUCAAGUCAGUUGAAGUGAGAGAUCUGCCUGUGAGAGGAAGAUAUGAGGUUAAUGGGCUCCAUUUGGAUCCUUUGGUUUCUCCUGGUGAGAACCAGGGGAUUGUGGGUUUGCAUCUCAUUUAUGAUAUGUGGACACAAUCUCCCAACCAAAGUACUAAAUUUCCACAAAGAAUUUGGAAAAUGCAAGCGCAUGAGCCUCCGAGAGGCUUAAUUUUCAGCCAAAAAAAGAAGGAAGAUAAGUCACAGCAAGAUGGGCUCUUUAUCCUUCAGUGAACAGCAUUAUCAGAAUCAGCAUUUCACACAGCGGGCUUCUCCAUUUUAAUGUUACCUCCAAACACAAACAAUAGAGCAGAGAAAAGAUUCAUUGGGAGAAAGUCAGCUGCUUAACGUCCUUUGUGAGCUCGCAAACAUUUUAAUGAGUUACACAAAUGGAGCGUGAGUAGAAUUUCAAAGCAGAGUGAAAUCCUCAUCAGAAAAGCUUUGAAGAUGCUUCAAAAACUUUCCAUGCUGACUUUUUUCAUUUUUUUUUCUAUCCUUUAUCCAGAUGCACGUCUUUAUCCAGGCAUGAUAAAACUCUGAGAUAUUAUAAUUGAAACCUACAUCACCAUUCAAGAUGAUAUUUACCUUUUUUUUGACUAUCAAAGAAAUGUAGAUCAGAGCAGAAACCGCAAACAACACAAUGAUGCUUCCCUGGCCACGGCACGUAUUGCACUUAGUGUAGGGCAUGUCCUCCUCUCAACUCUAAUUCAUGUUGUCUCCACAGUGCAGGACAGCGGAAGGCACUGACUCAAUCUCAGACCCAUCGCUCAGUCCUCAGCAGAGCAUUAUAGAGGGACAAAGUGUGCAGGCGCUGAGCCAGGGUCAAUACAAAUGUCUCGAGCUGUCUCGCAAAGGCCGCCAAGACAACAGAACUGGGGUGCGCUGUGAUUACAUGUGGGAUGGUUUGUUGUGCUGGGAUGAGACACCAGCCGGGACAUCAGUAACACAAAAUUGUCCGCAUCAUCCUCAACUCGACCCGACUGAAAAAAUGACCAAAUAUUGUGAUGAAUCAGGUAACUGGAUCCAGACUAGCUCUACCUGUCAACAAACUUUAAAGGACAAAUUAGAGAAGGAAAUCCCUGAUUUUCAAAGGGACGCAGCAGCAGAGCCAACCACGGAGGCUCCAGGGGUUAGCACAGAGAAAAUUAUCCUUGAGAAUGAAAAGAAAUGCCAAGAGAAAAUGAAGAAUGAUCCACCUUAUAGAAAAUCAGGGCGGUAUUGUAGUCGUACCUGGGAUGGGUGGUUGUGUUGGGAUGACGCUCCAGCGGACACGUACGCCUCCCGAAACUGCCCUGAUUAUUUCGGUGACUUCGACCCCACAGAAAAGGCAACUAAGUACUGUGGAGCAGAUGGGAAGUGGUUUCAACAUCCAGACAGCAACAGGACUUGGACCAACUAUACGCUCUGUGCAACCACCCAUGAGAAAAGGCAGAGGAAACUGAAGUUGCUUGAGAGUGAAUACAGAUGUCUCCUCAAAAUAAAACAAGAGCCACCGUCUACAAAAACAGGACUGUACUGCAACCGUGACUGGGAUGGCUGGUUGUGCUGGGACGACACUCCGGCAGGAACCACGGUCUCUCAGAGCUGCCCUGAUUAUUUUUCUGACCUUGACCCCACUGAAAGGGCAUCCAGGUACUGCAGAGAGGAUGGGCAGUGGUUUCGCCACCCAGAGAGCAACAAGACAUGGACCAACUAUACACUCUGUGCCAUCAACACUAAAGACAGGUUAAAGGCAGCCGCCCAGUUUUCCAGGGAGACUGAGGUCAACGGUGCCGACGAGGCCACGGUCAGUCCCACGGCUAAUCGGGAGCAGCAGGAAGUAGUGAGGAAAAAAAUCCUCGACAACCAGUACAAAUGCUUCGAGAAAAUGAAUCGAGAUCCGCCUUAUAACAAAUCAGGUUUGUACUGCAGUCGCAACUGGGAUGGCUGGCUGUGCUGGGACGACACUCCAGCGGGAACUUACACUUUCCAAAACUGCCCUAAUUAUUUUCAUGACUUCGACCCUACGGAAAAAGCAACAAAGUAUUGUGGAGAGGACGGGCAGUGGUUUCGUCACCCGGACACCAACAGAACUUGGUCUAACUACACACUCUGCAAUGAAAACACCAAUGCCAAGCUGAAGUCCGCGUACAUCCUGUUUUACAUGGCCAUCGUGGGCCAUGCUUUAUCCAUAGCCUCCCUGCUUAUCUCUCUGGCCAUCUUCUUCUACUUCAGGAGUCUGAGCUGCCAAAGGAUCACCCUCCACAAGAACCUCUUCUGCUCCUUCGUGCUCAAUUCUGCCCUUACCCUCAUCCACCUCAUUGCCGUUGUCAACAAUCCUGAAGUAGUGGCCAGAAAUCCGGUUGGCUGUAAGGUGUUGCAGUUCUUUCACAUGUACAUGUUGGGCUGUAAUUACUUCUGGAUGCUCUGUGAAGGCAUCUACCUGCACACGCUCAUCGUGGUGGCGGUGUUUGCAGAGGAGCAGCACCUGCACUGGUACUACCUCCUGGGCUGGGGUUUUCCUCUAGUGCCUGUAUCCAUCCACGCCGUGGCAAGGAAAAAGUAUUUUGACGACAACUGUUGGAUGAGUGUGGAGACCCAUCUGCUCUACGCCAUCCACGGCCCUAUAGUGGCAGCACUUCUUGUCAAUCUCUUUUUCCUGCUAAAUAUUAUCAGAGUUUUGGUUACCAAGUUGCGAGAUACGCACCGGGCAGAGUCCAACAUGUACAUGAAGGCAGUGAGAGCCACCCUGAUACUGGUUCCCCUGCUGGGAAUACAGUUUGUCAUCAUUCCCUGGAGGCCGGAGAACCGGCUGGCUGGUGAAGUCUACGAGUACAUAAUGCACAUACUCAUGCAUUACCAGGGUUUGCUGGUGUCAACCAUAUUCUGCUUCUUCAAUGGGGAGGUGCAGGCAGCUGUGAAGAGACAGUGGAUGCAGUAUAAAACCCAGUGGGGUCAGAGACGAAAGGACCACUGCUCGAUGCGCUCCACGUCCUACACAGCCACCUCCAUCACCGAGGUACCCGCCUUCAUGUACCAUCACGACUGUAACACCGAACACUUGAACGGGCGCCACACGGAGGACUCUGAGCUGGUGGCGCUAAAGUCUGGAGACACGUACGCUUGAGUAACGCAGAGGAUAAAAUGUGUAGCGGUGGAAAAAGCCGAGGACGAGCAACAAAGUAAAUGUACAGCAAAAAGAAGAAAAUGAAUUCAGUUCACCUGCCAUAUCUCAGUGAUUAAAUCUCCGGGGCUAAUGCCGGUUUGCUCAGCUCAGGAGGAUGAUAGAGGCCUGAAAACAAAAAGCUCAUUGACGUGGAUUAGCUACAAGGCUGACACUUUACUUUACAUUGCUGUUGCAGCUGCUUUUUCAGAACUUUGAUGUUGAGAACUUGUGACGUAAGGAGAGCUGCUUUUGACAUGUGUCAACUUCCUAAAGCUGCUAAACUGCGUGUGCACGCUCGCAGUGAUGGAGGCUUGCACUAGUGUGGAAAUAACUGUGACUGUGUGAGGGUAGCAAAGUUUUCUUUCUUUUCCUGACGGUGCUGAAGGUGACAGCGACGAUGUAGAGGUGAAUAAUGACUGCGAUGGUGUUGAUGAUGACUGUCAAAGCGAAGUAGACGAACCAAUCAUUCCUAACCUCACCUAUACCAAAGGGUACUGUUUGGUGGUCACGACCGCGGGGGGCGUACUAUGUCCAGCUAAGCACAGGUGCCAUAAAGCAAAAGACAUGGACGCAAACACACACGCAAACGUCAGCAAACCUCAUAGACCUGAUCAAAUGUGCCAUGAAAGAGGUCAACUUUCAGAAGACCCUCUGUGCUCCAACCUCUGGAAUUGUGUACAUAAUGUAUGUUCACCAUGUUUCAUUUAAAAAAAAGUGUUUUAAAUGUUUUAAAAAGAUUUUUGUUUUUCCCCCACCCACACUUUCUAUCAAUGUUUUAUUCUUGCCGAUUCCCUAGUACGUGCUCAGUAAAUGUCCCGUGAUGCUGCAUUCCUGACUGCUUUGUUGUUAUGCAGUUGCUGUAUUUGUGCCGAUGAGGAAGCUCACAGGGCUGUGAUGCAAAAAUGCACACACACGAAAUACUUCAAAACUAAAAAUAAAACUGUUCUGUUGAGGCUGAAGAGCCACCGGAGUUGAUCCACUGUGUUCUGAGUUAUGAUUCAGUCAGCUCUGCCAAUGAUUCUAAUUUAUCCUCAGCCAUCCUUUGUGAGCUCAUGAUGUCUCUAAUCUGUCACCUGCUUUUAUCUGAGAAAAGAGAAAGGCUCGCUAAAGAUCAAAUCCAAACUGUAUGCACACACUAAACCUACCGAUGUCUUAAAUGCAUGUUCGCGUCUUUGUCACGGUCUUGCACAAACAUGAUGUUUAAACUCAUCCAUCAGUGGUCCUAAACACGUUCCUAUUACUCCUCUGCCUUUUCUUUAUUAGGCUUGGUUAAGGGUUUGUUGAAACCUUAGUAAAUGCUGUGUCUUGCAUUUAUCUGUGCAAGGUCCUUCAAAUCUGGUCAUUUUUUAAACUGCAUGUCCAAUAAGAGACAUUUCAGUUCCACCAGAUCAAAACAUUUAUAUUUCUAGAGCAUGUAGCCAAUGGCUAUUAAAUCCUCCGGCUGCUCACAUUACUGUGAUUUGUUUUUGCCUCCUUAGCAGCAACUUCUCUUUGCUUACAUUGUCAAAAUGGAAAAGCGUUCCAAGUUGAGCUCAAUUCUUGGUAAAAGGCAUGUAGAAGUAACAUCUUAUAUAAUAAAGCUGGUAAUACUCUGUAUCUUUUGCACUUUUAGUAAGCAGAAAUUCAGCAGUGCGUCAGCGCGGUUUGUUCUCGCUGGCACUAGUGCUGAUUUCUCCCAAAUAAAGAUGUACAUCUUUUAACAUGUAAACACAUUUACUUAUCUAGUACUUUAAACUAAAGGCUGAGUACUCGGGGGAGGGGGAGACCCCGGACCUUUUAAAAAAUAUUACUGAAACAGAGGUUUGCUCAAGAGUUGUCUGCCAUAUUGGACGUGAUACAACCACCGAUUGUGAAGUGUGUGUUCCCCAAGUGGUUGGCAAGUGAUUGCCAGAGGUUGUUGGCUGUCACUUGGUGAAAUCGAAUGCAAAGAGGGCGCGGCACCAGAACACUUAUGACUGCUGUGGUGGUGAUCAAACUGUUGUGGUCACCUGUAAAUGGCAUAGGAGACACUGUCUUGUCUGCAAACACUCACUUUUAAACCAUCAACUAUUAGUAGUGUAAUAAGACUUGACAAAGUGGAUGGAGAGCAGAGAAUGUUCCCCUCAGUCAAUUAUCUUUAUUUUUCUGACAAAAACAAGGUGAUAACUAAAUAAAAACUAAUGUACGAGGACAAAAACUAUGUUGAAACAUAUUGACGUUUUGCCAACGAAUAGAAAAAAAUUUCUGAAACGAGAUCCAAUCAAAACUAAUUACAUUUUUUUUCUUCGGGAGGGAGACUAGAUAGUGAGGAUUUGUCACGAAAGUGCGACAAAUAGUCAACGCUUGGGAGGAAGACAAGCGUAGACUUAUGGACACAUUUUGUAUUUCAUGUCAAGGAAGAUCAGAUGUUUUGUAAACCGUGUGGAGCAACUCAACAAACUUUUAGACUUUUUAUUUUAGUCCAGCUUAGAUUUAGUGUACUAUAAUCUUAUAACAUUUAGUUAACUAAGACUAGACUAAAACUAAAUUAUGUUUUAGUCAAAAGACUGUGAAUAAAAUGAAAUCAAAAUUUGAUGUUGAAGGUUCACCUUCAAAGUAAAUGUUAGUGAUCCAACCAACAAGUUUCAAAAGGCUUUUACUGUGAAGGAAAACGGUACUUGCUUCCAGGUUGUGUCGCACUCUUUGCACUUUCACUGCUGCUCAGAGAGUUGUGAGUGUUUGUGGGCAAGUCAGUGUGCUGCAUGUAACUACAGGCAACCAAAACACGUUUGUCGCCAGGGAGUCACUGACCAGUCUGUAGGCCUGUGUGACUGGAGCCUUAAUCACUUGACCCUGCACUGUCAUCAUGUUCAUCGCACGUCUAAGGUGGCAGAGAAGUUAAAAUCCCAACCUCAAUACAUGGUGCCUUUGAUCAUUUUAGAGAUUAGUUUCAACUGUGAACAAAGAAUCACUAUUAAUAAUUCUGAAAUCACAAAAAUCAAUUCAAAGGUGUUUAAAAACUAAAUUGGCUACAUAUAUAUAUAUAUAUAUAUAUAUAUAUAUAAAUGAGAAAACAUUUUUACUUUCAUUUUAUGUGUACGUGGUGCAUUUGUUGGGCACCACUUUGUCAGAGAUUAGAAUAAGAAAAAGCUCUAAAUAUACAUAAUCUUUAUACACAUUGUGAGAUCACUGUCCGAUAUGGAUAAGAGAUGCUCCACAGGUAUCCAUGCAGAAUAAGUUUGUACAUUGUAAUGAUUGUAAGAAUUGGCUUGUUGAUAUUCAUUAAUCUGUAAGUAUUUGCUUUCUUUAAUCAAAGGAAAAUCAUAUGAAUGCAGACCAUUUAAAAAAAUACAUAUUUUCAUAGCUAUAUAGGAGAUUUAUCUGAGUACAUCUGAGCACUCACCACUGAGAGCGAAUCACACAGAGUCAGUCAUGAAUCAGUUCAGAAAAUCAAAUCAUUUUGAUGAAAUUACUCAAAUCAGGGAUGCCACUAUUUACUAGUUGUAAUGGCGCAGCUUCGCUACAGUACAUAAACCCCACGCUGCACAAGCUGAAUGCAUUCAGUCCCUUUUCAUGGCUUCACCUUGCAAAUCCUCUUACAGCCCCCACCCUUUUGCAUAAAACAGACAUUGGGAUAUGUUUCAUAUUUCAGUGACUUUUAUGUUACCAGCUGGCUGUAAGGAACUAGGAAGGACCGUAGAGAGACAAUCAUGAUGGCAGAAUAGGUUUUACUGAUUCAAAUGUUUUAGUAUGAGAGAAAAAUUAUUUAUUUUAGUAUGAAAUACAUCUUCCUCUUCAUUUUUAUUAUGGUGAUGUUUCCUGGAUCUUGUGCACACUGUAAGACAUAUUAUUAGUCUUGUGGAUUCUGGAUUCUAUAUAUUUUGUAUGUUUGUUCAUGCCCAUGUAAAUACAAGCAAACACUGUGUACAUAAUAGAUUUUUGCACUGUGAAAUUCUAUGAUGAUUAUUUUUGUUACCCCCCUCCCUUCUCAUUUAUUUUUGGCUUGUGUUUGUCUCUUUCUCCUUCUCAGCUUGGACUAGCAUCAUCUCAGAGCUGAUAAAAAAUGUAUUUUGUAA
Messenger RNA from Pelmatolapia mariae (spotted tilapia), 7523 nucleotides. It is a transcript of the gene calcr, whose product is annotated as calcitonin receptor. The record is from RefSeq and is a predicted model, not a curated record. Gene Ontology annotation, biological process: cell surface receptor signaling pathway; adenylate cyclase-activating G protein-coupled receptor signaling pathway; positive regulation of cytosolic calcium ion concentration. NCBI's taxonomy places the organism in Eukaryota, Metazoa, Chordata, Actinopteri, Cichliformes, Cichlidae. Bases 1054 to 3450 code for a protein of 798 amino acids. The transcript has 22 exons. Gene Ontology annotation, cellular component: axon; plasma membrane. Gene Ontology annotation, molecular function: amylin receptor activity; calcitonin receptor activity.